Messenger RNA from Dovyalis caffra, 1776 nucleotides. The record is from the annotation of a GenBank genome assembly. Lineage: Eukaryota; Viridiplantae; Streptophyta; Magnoliopsida; Malpighiales; Salicaceae.
AUGGCCCCUCGAACAAGAAGAACGGCGUUCCCAAAAGUGGUGAUUGAAAGAGACACCGACUCUGAACAAAGUUCGUCAUCAGACGAUGAAGAAGAAGUGGAAAAGGAAGAAGAAGAAGAGUGCCCCCCAUCAGAAUCAGAAUCAGAACCAGAAGAGGAGGAUGCAACCAAAAAUGGAAAUGGAGAGAAAAUUGAAGUAGAUUUAAGUUCAAAAAAGAAAGGAAAAACACCCAUUACUAUUAGUCUCAAGAAAGUUUGUAAAGUUUGUAAGAAACCGGGACAUGAAGCGGGAUUUAAAGGAGCUACGUACAUAGACUGUCCCAUGAAACCCUGCUUUCUCUGCAAAAUGCCUGGCCACACGACGAUGACAUGCCCUCACAGAGUGGCUAUUGAGCAUGGGGUAAUCCCAGCUUCCCGCCCAAAUACUCAUAAUUCAGUGGAAUUUGUUUUUCAGCGCCAGCUUAGACCAACAAUCCCUCCAAUAAAGCCAGCAUAUGUCAUACCAGAUCAAGUAUGUUGUGCCGUUAUCAGAUACCACAGCAGGCGAGUAACAUGCUUGGAAUUUCACCCAACAAAAAAUAACAUCCUUUUAUCUGGGGAUAAGAAAGGACAAGUUGGAGUUUGGGAUUUUGACAAGGUGCAUGAAAGGAUGGUUUAUCAAAACAUACACACUUGUAUUGUCAAUAACAUGAGGUUUAAAUCUACAAAUGAUGGUAUGAUAUAUGCUGCUUCCUCUGAUGGAACAAUUAGUUGCACUGAUUUGGAGACUGGAUUGUCAUCAUCUCUGAUGAGCCUUAAUCCUAAUGGGUGGCAGGGUCCAAGCACCUGGAGAAUGCUUUAUGGCAUGGAUAUCAACUCAGAGAAAGGUGUUGUGGUUGUUGCUGAUAACUUUGGUUUUCUUUACUUGGUGGAUACACGAUCCAACAGUAAAACUGGGGAGGCAAUUUUGAUCCAUAAGAAGGGUAGUAAAGUUGUUGGUCUCCAUUGCAAUCCAGUUCAACCAGACCUGCUUUUGAGUUGUGGAAAUGAUCAUUUUGCUCGUAUAUGGGAUAUGCGUCGACUGGAAGCUGGAUCUUCUCUUUUUGACCUUGCACACAAGCGUGUUGUUAACUCUGCAUAUUUUUCUCCACUGUCUGGUAGCAAGAUUCUUAGUACUUCUCAAGAUAACCGCCUUCGUAUUUGGGAUUCUAUCUUUGGAAACAUGGAUGCCCCAAGCCGAGAAAUCGUACACAGUCAUGAUUUCAACAGACAUCUGACUCCUUUCCGUGCUGAAUGGGAUCCGAAGGACCCAUCAGAGUCCCUUGCAGUUAUUGGUCGUUACAUAAGUGAAAAUUACAAUGGAGCUGCCUUGCAUCCGAUUGAUUUUAUUGAUGUUAGCACUGGGCAACUAGUUGCUGAAGUUAUGGAUCCAAACAUCACAACUAUUAGUCCUGUGAACAAGCUACAUCCUCGAGAUGAUAUUUUGGCAUCUGGCAGUUCGAGGUCCCUUUUCAUUUGGAGGCCAAAGGAGAAGUCCGAACCUGUGGAACAGAAAGAUGAAAGCAAGAUUGUUAUCUGUGGAGGUGCUAAGAAAAAGCGUAAAGGGAAGUUUGAUGGUGAAAACGAUGAUGAUUCUGAUCAGGAGGGAUGGCUAUCCAAGACCAAGAAUUUAAAAUUUAAAAAUUCUGAAUCGAAAUCAGCUCGCAGGCCUCGCAAGGCCAAACCCGCACAGCUCAAAGAGGCAUCGAAGGGAACCCAAACUAUUGAUGUAGCAGAGUGGAUUUCAGAAAGAGAUUGA